CGCGUCGUCGCCAACUCACAAAAAAGGAACAUUCCGUCCCAAAACGCACGCGAACUGACCCACGCUGAAACGGCCUGACCGAAAGACGACGUCAGAUCCAGCCGUGGAUAGCCGUGGUUUCAUCCUCGAUUACAAAGAGGAAGACUCGCUGGCCCCUUCAAUUCCGGGACGAGAUUGAUCGAUACCGACAAACGCUCAGUCGCUGAACUCACCGUCGGCAUCAUGGCCCUCACUGAAGUGAAUGACGGCUCUGCCAUCACAAGCAUCCUCCUCCGCUACGCCUUUUGGGCGGUCCCAAUCCUUCUCACCGCCCAGAUCGCCCUUUUCCUGUACAAAACCCUGACCUCUCCACUUCGCGGUGUCCCUGGUCCCUUCGCCGCACGCUUCGGCCGCUUCUAUUACUUCUGGCGCGUCGCUCAAGGCCACUGGGAACGUGAUGACCUGGCCCUACACAAGCAAUACGGGCCCGUCGUCCGCGUUGGCCAGGACAUGUACAGCAUUGACCACCCGGAAGUGGUCAAGAAGGUGUACAACAUCAACUCCAAAUUCCCCAAAAGUGACUGGUAUUAUGCAUGGCAGCAUCCCGACCCAAACCGCUGGACCCUGUUCCCGGACAGGGAUAUGAAAAGGCAUGCAGACACCCGGAAGAGGUUUCAGGCAAUGUACUCCAUGUCGAGUUUGGUCAACUAUGAGUCCUACGUAGACUCAUGCGCAGAGAUUUUUGGGCGGAGACUGUCCGAGUUUGCCGCCAAAGGCCAGACCAUCGACAUGGCACAUUGGUUCCAAUGCUAUGCUUUCGACGUGAUUGGCGACAUUACGUACUCUCAAAGAUUCGGCUUUUUGGAUAAAGGAGAGGAUAUUUCGGGAUUGCUGAAGGCCCUCCACAGUGUUUUGCAAUACGGUGCCCUUGUGGGUGUCUACGCCAAAUGGCAUCCCCUCAUCUUCAACCUUUCGAGUCGUCUCGGUAUUGGCGGCGGUGAAGGUCGAGUGUGGCUGAUGAAGUAUGUCAGCGAGAGGAUCAAGCAGCGCGAGGAAGAGAAGAAAUCCGGAGUCGAUGUCGAGAAAAUUGGCGAAAGGAACGAAAAUGCACCAAUGGACUUUCUGGAGAAAUUGCUCGUGGCGAAUCAGCAUGAUCCGGAAAAGGUGACCCCAUAUCAUGUAUUCAUGAUGGGUUUAUCGAAUAUCAUAGCUGGUUCCGACACGACCGCGGUGAGCUUGUCAUCGAUCCUAUAUAACCUGCUCAGGUAUCCCGACACGAUGCGAAAGCUCCGAGAGGAAAUCCAGGAAUUCGAGGACCAAGGUAGAUGUGGCAACCCGGCCGUCUCGUUCAAAGAAAGCCAGGAGAUGCCCUAUCUGCAAGCGGUGAUGAAAGAAGCACUGAGAAUGCACGCUGCCACGGGUUUGCCAUUGUGGAGAGUGGUUCCUGAAGGUGGCGUAGAGAUUUGCGGUCAAUUCUUCCCGGAAGGCACCACUAUUGGACUUAACAGUUGGUGCGCUCACUAUAACGAGGACGUCUGGGGACCAGAUGCAAAACGAUUCCGACCGGAAAGAUGGAUCGAAGCCGAAAAAGAAGGCGGAGAAAAGUUGAGGAUGAUGGAUGCUUAUUACCUGCCAUUUGGCCUCGGGGCGAGAACGUGCAUAGGUCGUCACAUUUCAUUCUUGGAGAUGUCCAAGUUGAUCCCUCAACUCGUCAGAAGGUUCGACUUCGAACUGGAGCAUCCUGAGCGAGAGUGGGAUACCGUGAACUAUUGGUUCGUCAAACCAGUAGAUUUCCGGGUCAAGGUCAUGCUUCGAAAAGAGUAAUAAUGCCUUGACGCCAGGAAGGGACGGAUGAAAGAACCAGUGUGUGCUCGUUUCGGUAUACAAGGCCUUUUAUCCCUUUAUAUUGUCGCACACAAGCGUGGUCAAGCCACAUUGAACGCCACUGAUGUAUCCGACGCCCUUAGUCCGCACCAUUUGAAGUUCGUGGGCGAGCCUCAGGUGAUGGAUCCUGAC
Cladophialophora immunda is the source of this 1995-nucleotide messenger RNA. RefSeq lists its product as uncharacterized. The transcript is spliced from 3 exons. The record is from RefSeq and is a predicted model, not a curated record. Lineage: Eukaryota; Fungi; Ascomycota; Eurotiomycetes; Chaetothyriales; Herpotrichiellaceae. Gene Ontology annotation, molecular function: iron ion binding; oxidoreductase activity, acting on paired donors, with incorporation or reduction of molecular oxygen; heme binding. The coding region runs from base 223 to 1803 and encodes 526 amino acids.